Messenger RNA from Ilex paraguariensis (yerba mate), 1959 nucleotides. The record is from the annotation of a GenBank genome assembly. NCBI's taxonomy places the organism in Eukaryota, Viridiplantae, Streptophyta, Magnoliopsida, Aquifoliales, Aquifoliaceae.
AUGACAUUUGAUUUAUUGGUUCAUGUUUAUUGCACGCAAUUCAAAAAUCCUCGAUUUUGUAUUGCAUUGGAUGUUUUCCGGUUGUUGGCGAGUAAGGGUCUGUUUCCCUCAUUGAAGACAUGUAAUGUGUUGUUGAGUUCUCUUGUGAAGGCAAAUGAGCUUGAUAAAAGCUAUGAAGUGUUUGACCUCACGUGUCAAGGUAGUGUACCCGAUGUUUAUGUAUUUAGUACUGCCAUAAACGCAUUUUGUAAAGGAGGGAGGGUUGAAGAUGCAAUAGGGUUAUUUUUUAAAAUGGAGGAGAUGGGUAUUGAUCCGAGUGUUGUCACUUAUAAUAACCUUCUUCAUGGACUUUGCAAUAAUGGGAAUCUGGAAGAAGCUUUCCGGUUCAAAGAGAAAAUGAUAAAAAAUGGCAUAAAGCCAAGUCUUAUAACUUACAGUGUACUUAUUAAUGGUUUGAUGAAGCUGGAGAAGUAUGAUGAGGCCAGUUGCAUUUUGAAAGAAAUGUCGGGUGAGGGGCUUGCCCCGAAUGAAGUUGUUUAUAACAUGUUGAUUGAUGUGUAUUGUAAAAAGGGAAAUGUUAGUAACGCGCUGAAUAUAAGGGAUGAAAUGAUAUCCCGGGGAAUUGAUACCAAUUCUAUUACACUCAAUUCUCUUAUCCGUGGACUCUACAAGAUUGAUCAGAUGGAUGAAGUGCAAAAGCUUUUGGAGGAGAUGCUAUCAAGGGGGCUAUCCAUAAAUCCUGGUUCUUUUACUUCAGUUAUUCACCUGCUAUGUGUAAAUUCAAAAUUCGAUGCGGCUCUACGGUUUAUGUGGGAGAUGAUUUUGAAAGAUUUAAGGCCAAAUAAUGGGUUGCUGACCACAUUAGUUGGUGGCCUUUGCAAGGAAGGUAAGCAUUCAGCGGCGGUUGAACUAUGGUUUAGACUACUGGAGAAAGGAUUUGCAGCAAAUACAGUGACCUCAAAUGCUCUUAUUCAUGGACUAUGUGAAGCAGGUAACAUGCUGGAGGCUGUAAGGCUUCUCAAAGUGAUGCUAGAAAGGGGUUUACAACUGGAUAAGAUAACUUACAAUACACUCAUCUGUGGGUGUUGCAAAGAGGGGAAAUUGGAGGAAGGUUUCAGGCUGAGAGAGGAGAUGGUUAAGCAAGGAAUAGUACCAGACACUUUUACUUACAAUUUGCUAAUUCAUGGGCUAUGUAAGAAGGGUAAGAUGGAUGAAGCUGUGAUGCUAUGGAAUGAGUGCAAAAGGAAUGGUUUGGUUCCCAAUAUCUAUACAUAUGGAGUCAUGAUAGAUGGGUUUUGUAAAGCUGAUAAAAUUGAAGACGGUAAAAAUCUCUUCAAUGAGUUGCUCAGUCAGAAAAUCGAGCCGAAUUCUGUUGUCUAUAAUACACUCAUUAGAGCCUACUCCAGAAAUGGGAACAUGACAGAGGCCUUUAGGCUUCGUGAUGACAUGCGAAACAAGGGCAUUCCAUCAACUUGUGCCACAUAUUCUUCUCUGAUUAAUGGAGUUUGCAGUAUUGGUCAAGUUGAUGACGGAAAAUUCCUCAUUGAUGAAAUGAGAAAGGAUGGCCUGUUGCCGAAUGUUGUUUGUUAUACUGCACUGAUUGGUGGUUAUUGUAAGUUAGGUCAGAUGGAUAAAGUAGGGGAUAUUCUGCGGGAAAUGUCUUCAAAUGGGAUACAGCCUAAUAAAAUUACAUAUACUGUCAUAAUUGAUGGGUAUUGCAAAUCAGGUGAUAUGAAAGAAGCUGCUAAGUUUCUUGAUGAGAUGGUAGGAAAGGGAAUCAGCCCAGAUGUUGUCACUUAUAAUACGUUGUCUAGUGGUUUUUGCAAGGAAGGGAAGGUAGAACUAGCCUUCAGAAUAUGUGAUCAUAUGUCUCACAAAGGAAUAGAUUUGGAUGAAGUUGCUUACACUACUUUAAUUCAUGGAUGUAACCCGCCAUCAGCAAAUGCAAAUGAAGAAUGA